Messenger RNA from Sorex fumeus (smoky shrew), 2957 nucleotides. RefSeq names its product retinol saturase (gene RETSAT). Bases 101 to 1930 code for a protein of 609 amino acids. The record is from RefSeq and is a predicted model, not a curated record. NCBI's taxonomy places the organism in Eukaryota, Metazoa, Chordata, Mammalia, Eulipotyphla, Soricidae. The transcript has 11 exons.
GCGUCCAGGGCUCAGUGACCGGCCACGCUGAGGCACCCGCGGGGCUGCCAGGCAAAGCGUGCAACCUCGGAACUGCUCGCUAGUUCUGGGGCCCGCAACCAUGUGGCUGGCGCUGCUGCUGCUGGCGCUGCUGCUGCUGGCCGUGGUGCUCCGCGUGUCCCGGGGGCGCUUUGCAGACAGCUCCCCGAACCCCUUCUGCGAGGAUGCCAAGCGGCUCCCCGCGCCCCUGGUGACCGACAAGGAGGCCAGGAAGAAGGUUCUCAAGCAAGCUUUCUCAGUCGGCCGAGUACCAGAGAAGCUGGACGCGGUGGUGAUCGGGAGCGGCUUCGGGGGCCUGGCAGCUGCUGCAAUUCUGGCCAAGGCUGGCAAGAGAGUCCUGGUACUGGAGCAGCACACCAAGGCGGGGGGCUGCUGCCACACCUUCGGGCACGAUGGUCUUGAAUUUGACACAGGAAUCCAUUAUAUCGGACGCAUGCACGAGGGCAGCGAGGGGCGCUUUUUCUUGGACCAGAUCACCGAGGGGCAGCUGGACUGGGUUCCCAUGGACUCUCCCUUUGACGUCGUGGUGCUGGAAGGGCCCGGUGGCCGGAAGGAGUUCCCCAUGUACAGUGGGAAGAAAGCAUACAUCCAAGGCCUCAAAGAGAAGUUUCCCCACGAAGAAGCUGCCAUUGACAAGUAUAUGAAGCUGGUGAAGGUGGUGGUCAGCGGAGUUGCGCACAUCGUCUUGUUGAAGAUGUUCCCGUUGCCCGUGACUCAGCUUCUCGACAAGUUCGGGCUGCUGUCCCGUUUCUCCCCGUUCCUCCACGCGUGCACCCAGAGUGUGGCCGAGGUGCUGCGGCAGCUGCCCGCCUCCCCGGAGCUGCAGGCCGUGCUUGGCUACAUCUACCCCACGUACGGUGUGACCCCCAGCCACGCUUCCUUUUCCAUGCAUGCGGUGCUGGUCAACCAUUACCUCGAAGGCGCCUUUUAUCCCCGUGGGGGCUCCAGUGAAAUCGCCUUCCACACCAUCCCUGUGAUCCAGCGGGCCGGUGGCGCCGUCCUGACAAAGGCCCCUGUGCAGAAGGUGUUGCUGGACUCGGCCGGGCGCGCCUGUGGGGUGUGCGUGAAGAAGGGUCAGGAGCUGGUGAACAUCUACUGCCCCGUCGUGAUCUCCGACGCAGGACUGUUCAAUACCUAUGAGAACUUGUUGCCAGAGAGUGCCCGCUGUCUUCCAGGUGUGAAGCAGCAGCUGGGGCUGGUGCGCAACGGCCUGGGCACCUUCUUGGUUUUCAUCUGCCUGCGAGGCACCAAGCAGGAACUGGGGCUGCCGGCCACCAACUACUAUGUCCAUUCUGACACAGACCUGGACAAGGCAAUGAAGCGCUACCUCUCUGCACCCCGGGAGAAGGCACCAGCCCACAUCCCUUUUUUCUUCGUCUCUUCCUCCUCGGCCAAGGACCCCACGUGGGAGGACCGCUUCCCAGGCCGCUCUACGCUGGCCGUGCUGCUGCCUGCUGCCUACGAGUGGUUCGAGGAGUGGCGGAAUGAGCCGAAGGGCAAGCGGAGCAGUGACUAUGAGACCCUCAAGAACGCCUUUGUGGAGGCCUCGAUGUCGGUCGUCAUGAGGCUCUUCCCCCAGCUGGAGGGCAAGGUGGACAGUGUGGCCGGAGGAUCACCACUGACCAAUCAGUUCUAUCUGGCUGCUCACCGGGGUGCUUGCUAUGGGGCUGACCAUGACCUGGGCCGCCUGCACCCGCGUGUGAUGGCCUCACUGAGGGCCCAGAGCCCUGUUCCCAACCUCUACCUGACAGGCCAGGAUGUCUGCACCUGUGGGUUGAUGGGAGCCCUGCAAGGGGCCCUGCUGUGCAGCAGCGCCGUGCUGAAGCGGAACCUGUACUGGGACCUCAGGAACCUCGGUGCCAGGAUCCAGGCACAGAAGAAGAAUGGUUAGGGACAAGUCCACACUGAGCUCAGCCCCUAAGGUGGCCAUAUCUGUGAAUCAGUGCCUUGCUCACAUUCCAGCACCCUCUGUCAAUUCUGACUUCUGCAGAGAGGUCGAUACUCAAGUUUAACAUAGAUGAAGGCCAAAUCUAGCUCUUAAGCGGAAGUUGCUCUGUCCUGGGGUGGGAAAUGAUCUUCUGAUAUAUCUAAUGCAUUUACUACCUCUGCUAACAUGCCCUCCCUACUAAAAGACCCUGUGCAGGCUGCUGAUCUGGGUACCCUUAAUGUCUCCUCUGUCCCCACACUCACGCCUUCUGAGUGAUUGGUCAGGUUUUGGGGGUUGUCUUAAAGAGAUGUCAAAAUUCUGUGUAGGGUUUUGAUUUGAUUCCAGAAACUUGGCGGCCUCCUGGUCUCAUUUUUGGUUCCAGCUGGUUUCUGCAAGAGGCAUAAUGAUUGUGGUCUGUGGGUGAAGACCACACUUACUCAUCAGUAAGCUGAAUACUUAGAAGGGAAGAGCCAGGCCACCAAGGUUCCUCAUUCUUGGGGUCAGGAGUCACCAAGUUCUGAGUGUGCCAGAGCAAGAUCCUUUUACAAAUGCUAUAGCCAUAAAUGGCCAGGGAAGGAUGAUGGUGCUAGCUGAGCGCAGGCCUGGAGUGAUGACUAUGUCAGGCUUGAAGCAGGCUGUGUGAGCAUCUUAGACCAAGGUUGCAGCAGGGCUGCCCUGAGAAAUAAGUGCCUGUAGUAUGAGUAGUGGCUCAGACACCUAGACCCAGAGCACACCUGCCCUAUGGGGAGAAGGAACUGGGCUGGGGAUGAGAAGACGGAAUGAGGAAUGAGCAGAACAUGGAACACGAAUUGUGCAAAAUGCGUGUUGGCGUUUUUGCCUUACUGGUACUGACAUGUUGGAGACUGGCUGGAAAGUGAAUGAAAGCCAAAGGUUAGAGGAGGGGAAAAAGGGAUCUUUCACUUAUGCUUGGCCUAACUUCCGCUGAUUUUGCUAUAGUAUGAAUAAAGCUAAUAAUAAUUGUGCCACUUUA